Molecule: messenger RNA, 1595 nt
Organism: Cydia strobilella
Lineage: Eukaryota; Metazoa; Arthropoda; Insecta; Lepidoptera; Tortricidae
Product: activating signal cointegrator 1 complex subunit 1-like
Exons: 7
Coding region: 299-1249 (316 amino acids)
Biological process (GO): DNA alkylation repair; regulation of DNA-templated transcription
Cellular component (GO): nucleus
Molecular function (GO): RNA binding
Source: RefSeq, a predicted model, not a curated record
UUGAGAGUAGGUAAUUUUUUAUUACUGUAAUAAAACCUCAGUAGCAUUUCCAUUUGGCGAGUUAUUUGCAUCAUCAAAUACUGACCUCCUUUUCCUAUUCGUGAAAAUAAUAUCAAAUACAUGUGACAAGAUAAGUUGUUUUGCCUUUUCUUAGUUAAUGCACUGUAAUUGAAUCGGGUAGGUAAUGUUAUUACUGGUUAUAUUGAUUGUUUCAAGAAUCUUAUUUCGAAUUGGCGAUUGCUCAACGAUACAAUAAGUUGUACAACCAACUUUUAUUCCAUCAUUGAGAGAAAAAGAAAUGGACGGCGACUACGAGAACAUUGAUUUCGAUGAAAAUAUAGAAAUAACGGAACUUGAUGAUUCUAGAUACAGUACAAGUUUUCAUGUUUCCAAGAAAUAUUUUGGAUUAAUAAUAGGAACUCAACAACAGACAAAAGAUAAAAUUGAGCAAGAUACCAAGACGGAACUGAAGAUACCUGGACAUGGUCAAGAUGGAGAUAUCACUAUACUGGGACCUACUGCUGCAAAUGUGACAGCCGCAAGACGGCAAAUCAACAUGAUAGUUGUGUCGUUGCGAAUGAAACAGAAGCCUACGCAUUUCAUUUCAAUACCUAUGAAUAAGCCGGACAUCAUGGACAAUUUUACACGAUUUCAGGAAGCUGUCCUUCGCGAUUGUCAAAGCCGUGGGUUACAUGAAUCUAUCUUUAUUAAGCCCGGCAAAAUCCAUCUAACCGUAGGAGUUACGUGUUUAACGGAUAAUCAGGAAAAGAUUUUUGCUUCCAACUUGCUUACAGAGGCCAAGGAGAAAGUUAUAAUCCCACUGCUUCAAGAUCAUUUUCCUCUAAAAAUUCGUAUUAGGGGCUUGGCCAACAUGGGUAACGAUUCCGGAAACAUGAAAGUUCUUUAUGCUAAAGUUGAAGAGCAUGAGUCAACGCCCGGUAUACUUCAGCAGUUAGCUGAUAAAAUUGUAGAUUUUUACAGCAGGAAAGGUUUAAUGAAUAAAAACGCAUUUGGCCGAGACAGCGUCAAAUUGCAUGUAACGCUCUUGAACAUUAGGUAUAGGAGCAAAUCAUCUCAGGACAUCCGAGUAGAAAAUAAAAGGAUCACAUUUGACGGUGCGGACAUACUUGAUAAGUUCGCCAAUUUCGAUUUCGGUGUGUUGGAAGUGACUGAUAUUCAUUUGUCUCAAAUAAAUACUAUUGGGCCCGAUGGGUAUUAUGAACCUACUUUUAAAAUAUCUAUUCCUUAAGGCGCUUCGCGCAGUUUUUGGCCAAAAACUGUUACUUUUUAGAGCUUAUAACUUCUAAAUGAGUCAACCAAAAAUUAUGAAAAAAAUAUAUAUGCAUCUUCACUCUAUGGACAACAAUCGCAACAUUUGACUUUUUUCCUGAAAUUUGUAGUUUCACCGAAAAAAAAAUAACACGACAGGCCGUUUUGCGGCUAACUUUGCUUAUAACUUCUAAACGGCUUAAUCGAUUAAAAUUAUUUUCAAACUAACAAAUAUGUUUUAACAGGUUCUACAAAUGCAACAUAGCUUUUCUUAAUCAAAAAAUAUUUUCUUAAGAAAACGAACGUUUUUCCACAUUUCAUGCGUA